This is a messenger RNA of Dromaius novaehollandiae (emu), 4638 nucleotides long. Its product is annotated as zinc finger protein 436-like. NCBI's taxonomy places the organism in Eukaryota, Metazoa, Chordata, Aves, Casuariiformes, Dromaiidae. The record is from RefSeq and is a predicted model, not a curated record. Gene Ontology annotation, biological process: regulation of DNA-templated transcription. Bases 150 to 1169 code for a protein of 339 amino acids. The transcript is spliced from 6 exons.
CGUCUCGCCUGAUUGGUCGCCGCCCGGCGGCGCGGCGGGGUGGGGCGGUGCGGGGCGGUGCGGAGAUCAUACGCAGUUGCUCAGAGGUGGGGAAGCCGUACGCUGCUGGCUGGUCUGAGGAAAAGGGAACCAGACUCUGCGUGUUGCAGAUGUCAGCUACGCAGUGGAUUCACAACAUGGGUCGUGACAUGGGAACACCUUCUAAACAUCAACGACUGUGCUCUAAGCAUUUUGAGGACAGUUCUUUUGAAAUUGACCCCUUAAAAAUUAGAAAAAACAGACGCCUACUGAAAGAAGCUGUUCCCAAAAAAUUCAUUUUGGGUGAAGAUGGAAACUGGCUUGUUGGAACACCUCGAAGCUUCUGUGGCGGAAUAAGUAAUAAAACUCGAAAACGAAUCCGGAAUCCCGAACACUUGAAGGUCCCUGGGACGUUUGAUAAUGUUGCGGCCUGUGAGGGGAAGAACUUAGAAGACUGGCAGAAAGAACUUUACAAGAAAGUGAUAAAGGAGAACUAUGAAUCUUUAACCUCAUUGAGUAAAGACCACCCUGUUCCCCAAAAUGAUAUCCAGUCACGAGAAGCGCUGCAUGUCAAGGAUCAGCAAGAUACUGAGGAAAGAUACCUUGCUGCAAGUCUCAGCACAGGUUGUGGUGGGACUGUGAUCAAAUCUGAGAAGCAGAGUCAUGCACAGAGGUCAGAGAACACAGAACUGCAUGGAUCAUUUUCAGGAGGAUCCCAAGACCCGACUUGCCAAAUUUCAGACAAGGAAGUAACUUUUGAGAGUUGUCAGAACUCAGAAGCAGAUCAGGCAAUGGGAAGCAGAACAGGUAACAACUCUCCUGGUGACAGAGGAUCUAAUGAAUUCGAAGAGAUCCUUUUUUACCAGGAUACCCACACAGGAGAAAGACUUUAUCUGUGUACGGAAUGUAAGAAGACUUUUAAACUGAAAAUAGGACUUCUAAAACAUAAGCAAAUUCACACCAAAAAGAAUCAGAUAUCCUCAUACAUAUGUACGGACUGUGGUAAAAGCUUUGGUCGCCAUGCAGAUCUGAUUAGACACCAAAGAACUCACACAGGAGAGAGGCCUUAUAAAUGUACAGAAUGUGAAAAAAGUUUUACAGAAAAACCAAGACUUACAAAUCACUUGCGAACUCACAACAUAUACAUGUAAUCUGUGUGCCAAAAGUUUUAUUAGGAUAGAUUUUCCAUUCAUCUAUGAAAAAAUCCACCCAGAGAUGAUGGCUUAUAGUCAUAUAUUGAUUAUAGGGGAAGCUUUAAGAUGAGAGCAGUUUUAUUAAACUGAAUCAAAUUCAAGCAUGAAAUGCAUCUGGUUGAUGCCAGCCUAAUAAGCAAUGAUUAGUAGCAGAUUUUAAUUAGUGGCCAGAUGAUUCGUAUCUGGGAGAGGGAGGUGUAUAGAGCUGUGACGGUACCAAAGGCAUGAUAAAAAAAAAAAAUUCUGAAGCACCAAACAGCCUGUGCUGGAGAAUGCCUGUAUUAAUGCAGAAAAAUGCUGGAAGCUUUUCAAAUACGAGAAGACUGUGAAAGAUCAGCACAAAAUAUUUAGAUCAGAACAGGAUUGUCCGCAGAGUUAUAAGCAGAAAACGGGGCUUCUAAGAGCUUACAUUGAGGUAAAUGAUUGAGCUUGAUGCAAGAAUAGCAAGAAAUGUUAGUUCAGCACUUACAGUCAUAGGACAGUAACGAUGGCAGUGAAAGCACAAUUGCAUGGAAAUCAGACUCACACAGGUGCUUCCAACAUCUCACAGUGGGUGAGAGGCUGGUUUCAGUUCUGAGAUUCUGGAGAAGAGCAAGGGCAUGUUCUUAAUGUAUGCGCAAAGUAGAUGUACAAUUACUGUUCUCUGUAAACUAAAGAGAGAAGCAAUAGCUUCACUAACAGGGACAAGAUUAACAGCCAGAAGGAGGGGAGUCCUGUGGAGACAGUGGUGAUAGAUCAUGCACCUUCUCUGCAGGAUGGGGAGGAUCUGCAGUAUUUUUGCGUAUUCCAAUUGAGUGCAAAGAUUGAAAAACUAGUGUAACUUCCUAGUUCAAAGCACCGGUUUUGCAGUGAGACCUUGAAUUAAGUUGAUGUUCUCACCUUCCCAUGAGAAAUAGUAGCAAGAAACAAUGGUGCUGCGAUGGAGUGUGAUAAAUUCUGAAGGCAACUGUGUAACGCAGAGUGUGAUAAAUUCUGAAGGCAACUGUGUAACCUGGUUGUUACACUAGGAUGGGACUAAACUUGCCCCCAAGGGAUCCCUGCCAGUCCUAAAUAUGGGCAUGGCUUACAGAAAACUCUUUUCUCCCUGGCUUCUCACUAUUUCCUUCUCAUAAAUUACCCUGGGGACAGCUUUUCUUUCGCUGUUCUCCCAUGUAACUUAAUGUUUCAGUAGCCCAAAGCAGAACCUCAGUGAAAGAGCCCCUGUCGGAAACUCUGCCUCCUUCCUCCGCUGUUCUGCAAGUGCAGAGCUAAGGAGCGUCCGUCCAGGGAAAGACCAGGCAGAGACGGUCACCUAAAACAGACGUUGUAUGCUCCAGAAUGCUAAUAUUAAUGUUUGUUUAGCAGGUUAAAUGGAGACAGAGAUUAAAUGGAGUUAGAGAUGCAAAGCCACACAGCAGUGGGGGUUUUCAGAAUAAUGAUUAUGUGUAGUUUCACUCGUUAAAAAUUCUGAGCAGAUCUUAGCAUUAGUAGUGGGCAUAGUGAGAAUGGACGGCUAGAGGAACUGUGGCUUCUGCAAAGACAAUUCUGGUUUUGUUUGAAUGGUGAAAGUUCAGAUUUGUAGGGAAAUGCAGAGUCAUACCAACUUUAUGUUGAAGUGACUUGUUUGUGUCCUAAGAAAUUAGUGUCUGAAAUACCUGGAACUGGCAGACGCUGUAUCUGUGAUUUUGUGAAAAUUUUAUUUUCUAUUGCCUAUGAGCAGAAGGGCUUUGAUUUGGCAAGAAGACAGCACCUAACAUACUUUCUCUCUGACCUGAGACUCGGAGCAUGUACAGUAAGAGAAAUGUGUAACUUGAAGCUUAGAGAUGUCUUCUAAGGGGCUUGGCGAAGUACUUUCUACUUGUGACAAAACAUGCAGAGAUUUUAAUGGAUUUAGAAUGAAAAGGAAAAUAAAAGAAUCUGCCAAGCCUGUCAGCUUUAAAGGUAAGUUUUAUUGGCUUUGUUUCUAACAAAUACAGCAACAAACCCUUGUUCAGUUCCAUCAAUGCUGGUAGGAAUUUUGCCAUAAUUGAGAAUAGGCUUAGGCUCUUAAUAAUUAAACAGUUUGUGUGCUAUAGUGAUCAUUCUCUCAACAUACUACUGUUAUAUAAUAUAAACUCCAAAAAGUUAUUUCUGAAGCUAUAUUUAAACAGUGUCUUUUCAGACUCCAUGAAAGUAACACUAAAACUUAAAAUGUAGUCAAGAUUUAUGCCCAGUGCUGAGGGACAUGAAACAUUGUUAAUACACAGUGGUUACUUGGAUAGGGCAUUUCUGUUCCUCCUGUAUCCAAAAAGCAAUUCACUAUAGAGCAAAUUACCCUGUUUUCAAGAACUUAUUUACCUAUAUAAUGUAUGAGGCCCUCUUGUAGGUGCACCUUUACUGGUCAGUGCAUCUCUUGGGUACCUUCCUGUGUUAUGAUGCAACGAUGCCCCAUCUGUUACCAUAGCUGAAUGGUCCACACAAUAAAUCAGCUUCUUAAAUUAAAAAAAAAGAAUAUAACAUAAGUUUAGCAUCAGAAAGCCCAGCAACAUACACCAUUAUCCUAGUCCAAAAUGUAGACUAAAGUAGAAUAGAACAAGCUUGACUGAAGUGUGAUUAAAAAAUACAGUAAUUCUUUAGUCUAGCAUCUGGUAGAAGUACUUGGGAAGUUAAGAUGGGAAACAAGUAGGAGGGAUGUAUUAACUAGCCAUUCCUUGCCUGAGUCUUUGUACAGAAACACAUGUGCAGGAAUUGUGAGAUUGUCUGGAUUCCUCUCCGGGAGCUUUUGUUUCAGUUCUCUUCAAUCAUGAAGUUUGGCUUGCUACGGGAUAAAUUCUGUUCUGAACCUUGUAGUGGGGAGAGUAAGAAGUCUAAGUGAAAAUCAGUGUAUUUGCCUCUAAAAAUAAUGUUCAUGCAUCAGGAAAUACCAGCUACUGCGUAAACUGUUGUGUUUGUGCAGUCACAGAAAAAAAGUCAGAUCCUUAGCAAGUUAGGUAUUUAUUAAAGAGAAUUUACAGUUCAUUUUUUCCCCCAAAAAAAGUUACUGGUCAUGUUUAAUCUGAAAAUGUAAAGCUUACCCUGAUAUAUAACACCUUAUCAGGAAUAACAGUGACAAACACAUGCAAGAAUAAAAUAUUUCUAGUUUUAAUAGCCCUUAUAUUCUGCUGAAUGGUAGAAACAAGCUCUGGAUGUAGCAUAUGAGAGUCUUCUGCCCUGUUUUGGUUGUGCUUUAUGGUUUGCAGUCUUAAGUGUCCUUUCCCAUUCUGCUCUGUUCAGUUUACAAAUUACAGAUUAUCUGGCAUUUCAUGACUAAUGUUGACAAUAGAUUGUUUCUUUUUAAAGUUUUUCUGUACUUGUCUCUCUUUUUAACUGGUCUCUUCAAAUGAAGAAUCUCAUCUUCUGUGUUCAACUGGUGCCUUGUAUGCAGUGGGUGCUACUGAAAUGCAAAUAAAAAAUGAACUACCCAAGCUGA